Messenger RNA from Ambispora leptoticha, 471 nucleotides. Lineage: Eukaryota; Fungi; Glomeromycota; Glomeromycetes; Archaeosporales; Ambisporaceae. The record is from the annotation of a GenBank genome assembly.
AUGGAACAAGCUCGUCGAAAACUGACAUUAGAUAAUCCGGAAAACAUUAAACGUUCUCUUGAAUUGGCCGCAUACUUCACUCAUUGUCGACUAGAUCCAGCUCAUUUGCAACUUAGUCUUCGAUCCGCAAUGGGACUUAAUAAUCGUGUAAAGAAUUGUCUGAGUGCUUCUACAUUUGCUAGACGAUUAUUAGAAUUAGCACCACCAACUCAAGUGGCUACACAAGCCCGUCAAAUACAGUCUGUAUGUGACAGGACACCACGCGAUGAAAUAGCAUUCGAAUACGACCAAUAUAAUCCAUUUGUUGUGUGCGCUAUUUCAUAUAAACCAAUAUAUAAGGGAAGUCCAUCGGUCGAAUGCCCAUAUUGUCGCGCAUCGUAUCUUCCUGAACAUCGGGGCAGCCUUUGUGCAAUUUGUGAGAUAUCACAGAUUGGUGCGAAUGCAACAGGAUUAAAAAAUUUUAUGCAAUGA